AUGGGCGACACCCUCGAAGAGCGCCUCAAGAGCCAUGCUCGGGCGUUUGAAGGCCUCAUGUCCCUGAUCCCCGCCAAGGACUACUAUGGCAAAGACGAGAGCAUCACCAGUACACAAUGGCAGAAGAAGAAAAAGCAGACCCUGGAGGAACGCCAGGCUGCAAAGAGAGCCAAGCUAGACCCAGCUUUCCACAAGUCAGCCAAAGACGUCAUGGACGAGAAUGCGCGAAAGCGGAAACGUGAGAUCGAGGGCGAGGUCUCUGGUGAGGAAUCCUCUGAGCUCGACAUGGACAUUGUCAAAGAGAAGCCUCUAGAGGGCAUCAAGAGCAAGGCCAAGAAACAAAAGAAGGCUGUCGAGGCCCAGGAACCGGCGAAAGAGGAAGAGGAUGAAGGACGCGCUCUGACCAAAGCCGAAGCCAAGGCAGAAGCCAUAAGAGAGAAGCGUAGGGAGAAGAGAAAAGAGCAACAGCUGAAGAAGCAGGAAAAGAAGGAGGCAAAAAAGACCGCCGAGGCUGAGUUUAAGCAUCUUGCCGCCACGGAGAAGCCCGAGGCAGACGAGGACGAGGUCGAAGACGAUGAUGCGUCUGAAGAUCAACACGAACAUCCAGAUGAUCGGAUACAAGCUCUCGACGUCAGUGGCCUUGUCGAUGAUGCUCAGUCUACUGCUCCUUCCACUGCCGCCGAGUCAAAUUCAUCUACAGCUUCAGUCGAUUCCGCUGCUACAUCAGCAUCAUCGCAGGCCCAGCAGAGCGAGGACGGCCCUGAGAAGAAAGCAAAGAAAACCUUCAAGCUUGACGCACAAGCCCAGGAUGAGUUCAGGGCGCGACUUAAUGCAAAACUUGAGGCAAUGCGUCAAGCGCGCAAGGCAGAUGGACCUGACGGUCGCCCUGCAAGAAACCGAGCAGAGCUCAUCGAACAACGGCGGAAGAAGGAGGCCGAGCGAAAAGCAGCAAAGAAGGCCAGUCGUCAAGAGGCAAAAGAGGACGAGGCCCGGCAAAAGGCAGAGGAACAACUCGCGCGCAUUCGAGGCGGUUCCGGUUCGCCGUCAGUGUUCCCUGCCAGGUCACCAGAAAGCGAACGCAACUUCAACUUCGGCAAAGUAGCAUGGGACGGACAACAACUCGAAGCCAACCUCUCCGGUUUCCUCGAAUCCAGGAAGAAGAAGGGCAAGUCAGACGCCAAGACGGCAUUGGAAGCUGCUCAAAAGAAGCAAGCCCGCCUAAAUGGUCUUGAUGAGGAGAAGCGGAAAGAUAUACAAGAAAAGGUCCUUUGGCUUGCCGCAAAGAAGAGAGCACAGGGGGAGAAGGUCUUGGACGAUGUAGGCCUCCUCAAAAAGAGUCUAAAGCGCCAACUCAAGCAGAAAGAGAAGAGCAAACAAGAGUGGAAAGAGCGCCUAACCAACGUCGAGCACGGCAAAGAGGCCAAACAAAAGAAGCGUGAGGAGAACCUUCGGAAGCGGAAAGAGGAAAAAGGCCAAAAGGGCAAGAAAAAGGGAGGAGCCAAGAAGCCUGGCAAGAAAGUCAAGCGACCGGGCUUUGAGGGCACAUUCAAGGCAAGGUAG
Plenodomus lingam JN3 is the source of this 1560-nucleotide messenger RNA. RefSeq lists its product as uncharacterized. Gene Ontology annotation, cellular component: nucleolus. Gene Ontology annotation, biological process: ribosomal large subunit biogenesis; ribosomal small subunit biogenesis. Lineage: Eukaryota; Fungi; Ascomycota; Dothideomycetes; Pleosporales; Leptosphaeriaceae. Gene Ontology annotation, molecular function: RNA binding; DNA binding. The record is from RefSeq and is a predicted model, not a curated record.